Messenger RNA from Zingiber officinale, 3172 nucleotides. Its product is annotated as zinc finger protein VAR3, chloroplastic-like. The transcript is spliced from 5 exons. Lineage: Eukaryota; Viridiplantae; Streptophyta; Magnoliopsida; Zingiberales; Zingiberaceae. The record is from RefSeq and is a predicted model, not a curated record. Gene Ontology annotation, molecular function: mRNA binding. Gene Ontology annotation, cellular component: cytoplasm. The coding region runs from base 91 to 2697 and encodes 868 amino acids.
CCUUGACCUACCACAACACUCGAUGCUCUGUUCCCCGUUGGAUCACGGGUAAAACCCUCUUCCUAGGUUUUCCACGCAACUCCGACGGCGAUGGGCGGCGCCUCCAGGCUCCUUCUCAUCCUCAGCACACCGUUUCCUCGCCCUCCAGCCCUCCGCUUCGUCCGCCAUCCCGCCUUCUCGUACGCCUCCGUUUCCUCAGUUCACUGCCGCCGUUUCCUGCCCUCCCCCGCCCGCCUUCGGCUUGGUUUCUCCUCUUCCGCUGCCUCCGUGCAGCUCCCUUACCAGGCCGCAUGUGCCAGGGACGGCUUCAGUGAGACCCUGGUCUCGACGCCCACUUUCCUCGCAAAUGCUUUUCACCCAUGGCCGGAGUGGUCCAAUCUUCUGGAUUAUCUGCGAAACGCUGGUUAUUUUAGCAAUCAGGCGCCUUUGGCCAUUGGGGAUGACGAUGAUUCGCUUGUGACCGGAGAAUAUUUAACAGAGGAGUUGGUGAAGACUGCCCAAGCCUGCCUUUCCUUUGCUAGAGAUCGAUCUCAUUUUAUAAGGUUCCUUAACAAAAAGGAUAUUGAGAUUAUAGUGGAGAAUGGCUCACCGUUCCUGUUUAAAAAUGGUGCACAUUCAACAAGGCGAUUGCAAUCAUUCCUAAGGGCUGAUGGAGCUGAGGCACAGGAUUCUGAGGUGGCUCAAACUGUUGAUAUUAUGAGAUAUUUAGUGAGCUUUGCUUGCAAUAUUCAUGCCACUAGUGAUGCAAAUUCCUUAAGAAAUAGAGACCUUGUUUGUGGAUCUACACGAACUCUAUCGGCCGAGCUAGUGAAUCUGGUUGUCAAUGGUCCAGGAUUUGGGUUAAAUGAAGCAGUUCAUGGACAUAAUGUUAUGGGACAUGAUCAAUUCCCAAGACCUACUGGACAAAAUGUCCAGAUGAAAAGAGGCGACUGGAUUUGUCCAAAAUGUACUUUCAUGAACUUUGCAAGAAAUGUAAGAUGUCUUGAAUGCAAUGAAUCUCGGCCAAAAAGGGUUUUGACAGGUGGAGAGUGGGAGUGUCCUCAAUGUGAUUUCUUCAAUUAUGGACGAAAUAUGUCAUGCCUAAGGUGUGACUGCAAACGCCCUGUAGCAACCCCAUUGGAGACAGAACAUUCUGCUGAGCAGAUCCUUAAUAGAAGUGGCAUUGACAAGUCUGAAAUUGAGCGGAAGCUAGCUGCCAAUGAUGAGAAGACUGAAAGAUGGUUCAAUAAAAUGUCCCAGUUAAAUGAUUCUGCAGAUUUGAGUGAUGCAGUAGCUGAUGAAGAUUUCCCCGAGAUCAUGCCCAUGCAAAAGGGGAUGAACAGAUUUGUUGUCAGCACAAGAAAAACACCUCUGGAACGAAGGUUGGCUAAUAACCAGAACAACGGCCGGACUAAUUCAAGUUCUUCAGAGGGCAAUCAACUACAGCAAGGUGCUUCAGUUGGGAUGGGUUCUCAUAAAACUUAUGAUUCUGUAAUCAGUGAGACACUUGACAGGAUAUUUGGUCGCACCUCCACAUCAUCAUCAGGAGAGAAGCCUGUGAGUGCAGGAGGGAUUGAUUCUGGAUCUGGAAAUAGAUCCAGCUUUUCAGAAUAUAAGGAUCAAUUGGUCAACCACAGGACAGAUCCUGACUAUGUGCCAUUUGUGCCUUUACCUGAAGAUACAUUUGCUAAACCUCAAAAGGGGCAAUCAUCAAAUUCAGAAGGCCCAAUUCCCAUCGAGUCCAGACAGACAAGUGAUUCUUUGCCAAAGGGGACUGAGAGCUCAGCUGAGGGAAAGGGAAGUGAGUAUUCUGAUUCUUCCAAAAGCUUUACAAAAGUUUCAGAGCUUGAUAAUCAGGCAAAUGCAGCAUAUAAUCAGGCAAAUGCAGCAUUGGACAACUUUCCAGAAAUCAUGCCAUUGCGAAAAGGUGAGAAUCGGUUUGUAGUCAGCAAAAAGAAGGACCGCUCUUUAUCAUCGCCACAAUACAAGAGGCGGGUAGCAAUGGAGCAAGCCAAUAAUUCAAAUUUUGUUCCUUUUGUUCCUUUUCCUCCAGACUAUUUUGCAAAGAAAGAUAAACAGCCAGAAGUUUCUAAGCCAGUAGCUUCUGCAUCUGAAGGGUCCUCGGCACUGGGCGAACACCCUCUUAGUGUGAAUGAGAAGUCCAAACAGGCUGAUGGAAAUACAACAAAUUGGUCUUCCACUCAGACUUAUCAUGAGUCUUCAAACAUGAACUCUUCUAAAAUGAACUCGAACAAUUAUGAAGUUAAUCCGCCAAACACUAAAACUUCUUAUUCAGCAGGACUGCCAAAUAACUCCAGAUAUCCGGGUGAUCAUUCGUGGAACCAAUAUAACGGUCCCAACAUUUCUGCUAGUCCUCAGCAAACAGAACUUUCUGGGAGCACCAACGAAGGCUGGAAACCAAACUUCACUGGUAAGAGUUUAGAAGGAUCAUGUGUCACAGAACCUGAUCCUCUUGACAUGUCAGAGGAGGCAAAGGCAGCAAGAUGGUUUCGGAGAGCUGCUCAAAUUAAGGACAUCUCAGAACUCAGCAACAUUCCGGAUGAAGAUUUUCCAGAAAUAAUGCCGAUGAGAAAAGGGGUCAACCGAUUUGUUGUAAGCAAAAGGAAGACACCAUUGGAAAGGAGGUUGACAUCUCCCCAAUACAGAAGAAACCUUCCUAUUAUUAAAUCUGAACCAGAUAAAGAUGCCAACGAAUAAGCCUGCAUCAAAAAAUUUCUGCUCUCUUGGCAAAAAAAUAAUCAGGUCUCGUAAAUUUUCUUUAGCAUAUUUUUUAGUCAGAGGAUGUGCAUCUGUUGUUAUGGUAUAAAAACUCUUAAAGUCAUUAAGUGAUUCAAAGGUUUCAUAAUUUAGUAGCUCUUACAGGGCUGCUCAUAUAUGCAGUGUGCUGUGUAGGUUGGGCAUCACUUCUUUGGUGGAACUAGCAGUAGCAUAACACUCCCUUUCACUGAUAGUUACAUGCAUAGAUGUUGCUUUGAUUUGAAAAGUUUUAUUAGUGUUUAGUGUUAUGUACUGAAGUCAACCACCUUUUUUUGGGCACUGAAGCGUAUAAUAAUUAUAUGCUUGUGGUGGUUGAUCUUGCAAUUUGUCUGGUAAUAUUGUUGUAAUAAUUAUAUGUUCAGAUAAUAGCAGAUGAAAGGGGGAAAUAAAACCCCUGCCAAGAGAUUUGUUUCUA